Molecule: messenger RNA, 522 nt
Organism: Paraphaeosphaeria sporulosa
Lineage: Eukaryota; Fungi; Ascomycota; Dothideomycetes; Pleosporales; Didymosphaeriaceae
Exons: 3
Coding region: 1-522 (173 amino acids)
Source: RefSeq, a predicted model, not a curated record
AUGGACAUCUCCAUUCCGCUUCUCCAGUACCCCAUUCCUGUCACAUUCGAGGGCGUCAUCGCGGAGCAGGAAUUUCUGUUUGCUGAAUCCUGCGCCAGCCUCUCGCCCCUCAAGAAGAAGAAGAAGAAGAAGAAGAAGAAGAAGAAGAAGAAGGAGAAGAAGAGAAUUGACCUGGCCGCAAUCAAGCUCAAGAAGUGCGGCCCCACGUUCGACCGGAAGUGCUUGGUCGAAGGGCUCGGAUUUCGUGGUGACAAGAGAUGUCCAUACCACCGGAGGAACGUAAUGGAGCGUGCUUCAGCGCGCGGCCGAAUCGAUGUUGACAUUGGCCUGAUUGUGGUAGAUCGACUGGGCGUCAGGAAUGAGCCGGUGCACACCGAAGUUGCAGCAUCUGCCAGUGGAGGUGCUCAGAAGAGUGGUAACCCUACCAAUGACGAUGCUCAGGAAGGUGACGACCUCGGCAUGAACCUGGACGAGGACCUAGUCAAAUGCGACGCUCAGCAUAUUACCGUAAGUAUCGAGUAG